Osmia lignaria (orchard mason bee) is the source of this 1276-nucleotide messenger RNA. RefSeq lists its product as uncharacterized. The record is from RefSeq and is a predicted model, not a curated record. Lineage: Eukaryota; Metazoa; Arthropoda; Insecta; Hymenoptera; Megachilidae.
AAUUUCAUUGAUCCUGCUAUCAUACUAAUCAAAUAUGCAUAUUUUAAAGCUAAAUUUAUUUUUAAAUAGUGCUGGUUUCAGUAAGUUUAACUUUUUAAAUAAAGUUUUAAUGCAUCAGCCAAUUUUCACAUCCAGACAAUUUGCAACAACUACUUUAUUACAAACUGAGAAAUCAAAGCCAGGUAAAAAAGAGGAAUCAACAAGAAUGAAACAGUUUCAUAAGAAAUUAAGAUUGCAACCCAUACCAAGAGUACCGCCACGAGAACGAUUUGUAGAUUUGGUAUUAGUAGAAACUAAUCCAAAGAAUGGAGAAGCAAUAACAGAUAGCGAGAAAGAUCCAACAAAGUGGGGAGAUUGGCAAAACGGUGGACGAGUGACCGACUUUUAAUAAAAAAUAUUCCAGUUCAUAUAUGAUUUUGAUUUGAAAAUGUAAAUUAAAAACGCGGUAUGACACGAAAUAAACUAUAUUUAUAGAUAUAGUAAUAUUCUCGUUCAUAUGAAAUUGUUUUCUAAAGUGCAUUAUUUUAUAUUUACAAUACAAUUUCAUAUUACAAUAUGAAUACAGAAAUUUCCAAGUCACACUUUCAUGAUGCGCGAUACACAAAAUACAAAAUUUGUUUAUGAAAAGUUAAAAUUAAAAAUAGCGAAAUAUGUACAUAGUGGUGAUUCUUACAUUAUAGUUUCAUCCUACUCCUAACAGAUCCAUAGAUGAUGUAUUAAAAAUAACAUCCAAAACAUCUUUAAUGAAAGAAUUAAAAUUAAUUGCUUUUCCAAACUGAAUCAUUUAUGAUUAAUACAAAACAGAUCUUUGUAAACUUCUUAACGAAGUCAAUUUUCUAAUGCUUUUACUUACAAACCGGAAAUCAGUAGUGUUGUAAGAGCUGUAAAACGAGAAAAAUGAUCUGGAAGUACAGAUACGCUCAUAUUCAAAUAAUAGUUUUUCAGUCUUUCAUCUAGCAUCGACGGACCUGAAAAUUGUUUUAAGGUAGCAUCGAAUUUUAAAGAUUAUAGAUCUUAACGAAUUAUAAGCUAUAAAGUUUUAUUGAUGGCUAACACAUCUCGCAUCAUCAUGUUUUUGAGCGUCCAUAAGGCAUUCACCACAUUUCCAUGGUUGCCUACACCGUUACCUAGCCAUUCAACAGGUAAUUUUGUUACAUCAGGAAUUUGUGUGUUAUCAGGAUUAGCAUUCAUUUGUUUAUCCCAAUUUGAUAUGUAUCGGUUUUCUACAUUUAAUGCUUCAAUGUAUCUAAAGAAAUAAAUAAUGUGUUUUUAAAAA